Lathyrus sativus (Indian pea) is the source of this 1401-nucleotide messenger RNA. Lineage: Eukaryota; Viridiplantae; Streptophyta; Magnoliopsida; Fabales; Fabaceae. The record is from the annotation of a GenBank genome assembly.
AUGGAAGUCGAAAAACAGAGAGGAAAAGGUCACAAACUAGUUCUAAUGCCAUCCCCAUUUCAAGGCCACAUAACACCACUACUCCAACUAGCAAACAUCCUCUACUCAAAAGGUUUCUCAAUCACAAUCGUCCACACUGUUUUCAACUCCCCCGAUCCUUCUUCCUACCCUCACUUCACUUUCCACCCUCUCCACGGUGCUUUAUCGGAAACCGAAGCUUCAAAGGUAGACGCGGUUCAUCUCACCGACCUCAUCAAUAUCAGAUGCGUCCAGCCUUUGAAGGAGUUCUUGGCUACGUUGCUGUCGUCACAGGAUGACGAUGACUCUGUUCCUGUCUCUUGUUUCAUUGCUGAUGCUGCUCUUUAUUUCACUCAAGGUGUUUGUGAUGAGUUUGGGAUUCCUCGUCUUGUGCUUAGGACCGGUGGUGCUUCCUCUUUUCUUGUUUUUGCUUCGUUUCCUCUCCUCAGAGAAAAAGGCUAUUUUCCUGUUCAAGAGUCUCGAUUGGAGGAAGCUGUUGUGGAUCUUCCACCACUCAAAGUGAAAGACCUUCCGGUGUUUCAGUCGAAAGAACCUGAGGCAUUUUACAAGCUAGUUUGUCGCUUUAUUGAGGAAUGCAAGAAAUCGUCUGGGAUUAUUUGGAACACUUAUGAAGAGUUGGAAUCAUCUGCGUUAACAAAAUUGCGUCAAGAUUUUUCUGCGCCGAUAUACCCUAUAGGCCCUUUUCACAAAUACUCUCUUCUUGGAUCAACUUCUACUAGCUUAUUGACACCAGAUCAAAGUUGCAUCACUUGGUUAGACAAACAAGAACAUAAAAGUGUUGUUUAUGUGAGUUUCGGGAGUAUUGUGGCAAUAAGCGAAGCUGAGUUCUUGGAGAUAGCUUGGGGGUUAGCCAACAGUGAUCAACCUUUCUUGUGGGCGAUCCGACCCGGGACAAUCCGCGGCUCAGAAUGGCUUGAACCGUUGCCAAGUGAGUUCCUAGAGAAUUUAGGAGGAAGAGGUUACAUUGUGAAAUGGGCUCCUCAAGAACAAGUGUUGAAGCAUCCUGCAGUUGGAGCAUUUUGGACGCAUAACGGUUGGAAUUCAACUUUGGAGAGUGUAUGUGAAGGUGUUCCAAUGAUUUGUAUGCCGUCUUUUGGAGACCAAAAGAUCAACGCAAAGUAUGCUAGUGAUGUUUGGAAGGUCGGAGUGCAAUUAGAGAAUAAGCUAGAGAGAGGAGAGAUAGAGAAGAUCAUUAGAAAAGUAAUGCUCGGAGACGAAGCCAAAGAGAUUAGAGAGAAUGUCAUGAAUUUGAAGGAAAAGGCUAUUGUUUGCUUGAAAGAAGGUGGUUCUUCUUAUUGUUUCCUUGAUUCAUUGGUUAGUGAAAUAUUAUCACUUAAAUUUUCUACUUCUAAAGCUCAAUGA